Molecule: messenger RNA, 1863 nt
Organism: Nicrophorus vespilloides
Lineage: Eukaryota; Metazoa; Arthropoda; Insecta; Coleoptera; Silphidae
Product: elongation factor 1-alpha-like
Exons: 3
Coding region: 96-1481 (461 amino acids)
Biological process (GO): translational elongation; translation
Molecular function (GO): GTPase activity; translation elongation factor activity; GTP binding
Source: RefSeq, a predicted model, not a curated record
ACUCCUGGCGUUUCCGUUAGGCUGCGCAUCAGUUGCAAGUUUCGCUUUUCUCGCCCUCUUCCAGUGCUUUUCAAGUAAAUUUACUAAAAAGCAAAAUGGGUAAAGAGAAGAUUCAUAUUAACAUCGUUGUCAUUGGUCAUGUGGACUCUGGCAAGUCUACGUCCACUGGACAUUUGAUCUAUAAAUGCGGUGGCAUUGAUAAACGUACGAUUGAGAAAUUUGAAAAGGAAGCUCAGGAAAUGGGUAAAGGUUCCUUUAAAUAUGCCUGGGUACUCGAUAAGUUGAAAGCAGAACGUGAGCGCGGUAUUACUAUUGAUAUUGCUUUGUGGAAAUUUGAGACUGCAAAGUACUACGUGACUAUUAUUGAUGCUCCCGGUCAUAGGGAUUUCAUUAAGAACAUGAUUACUGGCACGUCUCAGGCUGACUGCGCGGUAUUGAUUGUCGCUGCGGGUACUGGUGAAUUUGAAGCUGGAAUCUCCAAGAAUGGCCAAACUCGCGAACACGCCCUGUUGGCCUUCACUUUGGGCGUCAAGCAAUUGAUUGUUGGCGUCAAUAAGAUGGAUUCGACUGAACCACCAUACAGCGAGACUCGUUUUGAGGAGAUUAAGAAAGAAGUUUCUUCUUACAUCAAGAAGAUUGGCUACAACCCAGCUGCAGUUGCGUUUGUUCCAAUUUCUGGAUGGCAUGGCGACAAUAUGUUGGAAGCGACCGAUAAAAUGCCAUGGUUCAAGGGGUGGAAUAUUGAUCGCAAAGAAGGCAAAGCGGACGGAAAAACUUUGAUCGAGGCUCUUGAUGCCAUCUUACCUCCUUCUCGUCCAACCGAGAAACCGCUUCGUCUUCCAUUGCAGGAUGUUUACAAAAUUGGAGGCAUUGGAACAGUUCCAGUCGGCCGUGUGGAGACGGGCGUUUUGAAACCUGGGAUGGUGGUUACUUUCGCUCCAGUUGGUUUAACUACUGAAGUUAAAUCUGUUGAAAUGCAUCACGAAGCUCUCCAAGAAGCUGUUCCUGGAGACAACGUUGGCUUCAAUGUUAAAAACGUAUCCGUAAAGGAUUUACGACGCGGUUACGUUGCUGGAGAUUCUAAGGCAUCGCCGCCUAGAGGAGCAUCUGAUUUUAUGGCUCAAGUUAUUGUCUUGAAUCAUCCGGGUCAAAUUGCUAAUGGCUAUACUCCGGUGUUGGAUUGCCAUACUGCUCAUAUUGCUUGCAAGUUUGCCGAGAUAAAAGAGAAAUGCGAUCGCCGUACUGGUAAAACCACUGAAAAUGAUCCGAAAUCCAUCAAGUCUGGAGACGCAGCUAUCGUCAAUCUGGUUCCUUCUAAGCCGAUGUGCGUGGAGUCCUUCCAGGAAUUUCCUCCUUUGGGGCGUUUCGCUGUUCGCGACAUGCGUCAAACUGUCGCCGUGGGUGUAAUAAAAUCGGUCAAUUUCAAAGAUACUGCUGGCAAAGUAACGAAAUCUGCUGAGAAGGCCCAGAAGAAGAAAUAACUAGACUUAGCGAAGUCUGCUGCCAAAGACGAUAUAGACGUCUACAUCAACAACAACCGUUUAUUAUUCUCAAGAUGGCUCCAGCAGAAUUACUUUCAUCGCAAAGAGUUUCGAAGGAAAAACUUCUUGGUUUACUUUAAGUUUCACGUUAGGUUUAUUUAAAUUAUCAAUAUUUAUUUAAUAUUUGUUUUUCUCAUAACUUUAUUUCUUGUUAUUUUAAUUUUGCACGAAGGAGCAUUUAUUUCUUGGUUUUCCUUAUGUUUUAUGAAUUCUUUGAAUACUCUGUAUCUCUUUUAAAUUAUUCAAUGCUAGACAUCUAAAUGCAUGUUUACUUGUGACAGCUUCUGUAAAUAUUCAAUAAAGAAGCUCGUAACCCAAACUA